Molecule: messenger RNA, 609 nt
Organism: Dentiscutata heterogama
Lineage: Eukaryota; Fungi; Glomeromycota; Glomeromycetes; Diversisporales; Gigasporaceae
Source: the annotation of a GenBank genome assembly
AUGAAAUACUUUUCAACAAGAGGCUCGCCAGAUCUUCUUACAUUCUCAGAAGUAGUCUUAAUAGGCCUGUCUAAAGAUGGCGGACUUUUUAUUCCACAAACGAUUCCAACUCUCCCUUCAGACUGGAAAACUUCCUGGUUAAAUCAUUCUUUCACUUCUUUAGCCCUUGAAAUUUUUUCACUUUAUAUACCUGACGACGAAAUUCCUCGUAAAGAUUUGGAAAGAUUGAUUAAUAAAUCAUAUUCAACGUUCAGGGCAUCUGAUAUUACUCCAUUAAAAAAACUCAGAGAAAAUCUUUAUAUAUUAGAAUUAUUUCAUGGACCUACUUUCGCCUUUAAAGAUAUUGCAUUGCAGUUUUUGGGAAAUUUAUUUGAGUAUUUAUUAAAAAAAAAAAACUUGGAAGAGAUUUUAGAAGGAAAAAACACGACUAAAAGAGAAAGGAUUACAAUUCUUGGAGCUACUAGUGGCGAUACUGGAAGUGCAGCGAUUUAUGGUUUACGAAAUAAAAAAGAUAUUUCUGUAUUCAUCCUACAUCCCCGAGGCAAAGUGUCCCCUGUGCAAGAAGCUCAAAUGACUACCGUACUAGAUAACAAUGUUCAUAAUCUCGCA